Messenger RNA from Nicotiana tabacum (common tobacco), 1591 nucleotides. RefSeq names its product putative WRKY transcription factor 61. Gene Ontology annotation, molecular function: sequence-specific DNA binding; DNA-binding transcription factor activity. The record is from RefSeq and is a predicted model, not a curated record. Gene Ontology annotation, biological process: regulation of DNA-templated transcription. Lineage: Eukaryota; Viridiplantae; Streptophyta; Magnoliopsida; Solanales; Solanaceae.
GCUAAGAGUAGUUCAAUCAUGCUAAGGAAAUAUAGCGCAAUGGAUUCUACUACUAGCAUUUAUGAUAAAGAACAAGUGUUACUAGUUUCUACCAAGAAGGCAACUCUAACAACAACCAUGAAUACCAAUUCAAGAGACUCUUCCUUAAAUUAUAAGAAGAAUGAUCAGGAGGAUAAGCUGAAUUCAACAAAAGCUCAGAUUGACGAAGCAAAACAAGAAAACGAAAGGCUAAAGUCCAUGCUAUCAAAAACCAUAAAGGAUUACCAAUCCUUACAAAUGCAUUUUCAAGGCAUAUCUCAAAAUUCAAAGGAUAUUAUUGCAACAAGUAUUGAACAAGAACAAGUGGAACUUGUUUCACUGAGCCUAGGGAGAAGUUCAAGAGAGUUCAAGCAAGAUGAAAAGGAAUAUGAUCAAAAUGAGUGUAAAGAUAUUAAAAAGCAAAGUAAAUUAUUUGAUGGGCUUGAGCUGGGAUUGAACUACAGAUGUAGUCCAGAUUUUACUGAAGUCACAAAACAUUAUGAUGAUAGCCCAGAAAAUAGCUUUGAGGAAUCAAAGAAGGAGCAUAUAAUAAGUGAACCAUGUAUACAAAAUUACCCUAGUUCAAAAAUGUCACGAAUUUGUGGAGAUGAGGAUGAAGAUUUUCUGCAGCAGAACCCUCAAAAGAAGGCUAGGGUAUCUAUAAGAGCUGUGUGUGACACUACUACGAUGCAUGAUGGAUGUCAAUGGAGAAAAUAUGGACAAAAAAUAGCAAAAGGGAAUCCAUGUCCUAGGGCAUACUACCGUUGCACUGUCUCCCCAUCCUGUCCUGUAAGAAAACAGGUUCAAAGGUGUUUUGAAGACAUGUCCAUAUUGAUCACUACCUAUGAAGGAACACACAAUCACCCCCUUUCAUUUUCAGCUACUGCCAUGGCUUCUACCACCUCUGCUGCUGCCUCUAUGCUAAGUUGCACCUCCUCCUCAACAUCACAACAAGGGAUAAUAAAUGCUAAUACUAAUAAUAAUGUUCAUGUUUUCAACUUCACCACUUCAAAUACUAACUUAUUAGCCACACAUGCACCAAAUACUUUUUACGUACCAAGAACUUCCAUUUCCACAUCCCAAACACACCCCACAAUCACUCUUGAUUUCACUACUGUCCCAACAACAACAUCAUCAUCUACUAAUACAUUCUCUUCUCAAAGAUAUUCUUCCACUUCUCUCAACUUCUCUACACUACCAUCAACUCUUCCUUCUUCUUCCUUCAUUAAUUCGUACACUCCAUUGUGCAAUAACUUCAAAAGCCAAACUGGAGCUGCUUCAUAUCUUGGGAGGCCAUGUUUUUCUCAGCCCUUCACUUCCAACAACACUCAGAAUAUGACUGUCGAGGAAAGUGGUGGAGCUAGAAAUUCUAUUAAUUGGAUUCAAAAAAAUACAAAAGUGUCGCACCUAGGAUUUGACCCCGUAACCUAAAGUAAAAUUUUGAACCAUUUUUGUCACUAUGCUAGAAUCUUUGUUUAUGUUAAGGAAAAACAAAAAUUUGUAAAUACAAAAAUAUUUGCUUCUACUUUAACUUUCCGACGAAAAAGAUUUAUACAUAUGGCCAUUCUAAGGA